Molecule: messenger RNA, 920 nt
Organism: Triticum aestivum (bread wheat)
Lineage: Eukaryota; Viridiplantae; Streptophyta; Magnoliopsida; Poales; Poaceae
Product: transcription factor GHD7
Exons: 2
Coding region: 236-715 (159 amino acids)
Biological process (GO): regulation of flower development
Cellular component (GO): nucleus
Molecular function (GO): DNA-binding transcription factor activity; protein binding
Source: RefSeq, a predicted model, not a curated record
CAAUUUGAUUUGAUUUGAUCCAUCAUCUGUUGCUAAUUCUCAGAUCGAAUCUUGUGUCUGGUCUGCAGCUCACUGCUGCAUAUAUGCAGUGCAGUGGAGGAGGGAGAGACACAGUACAGCCCUAGCUAUUUAAAGGUGCCUUAGUAGUUAGUACUCGACAUCUCUCCUCCUCCACGCACCAGAUCACACCAGAAACAAACAAGCAAGCAAGCAAACGAUAGAGCUAGCUAGCAGUAUGUCCAUGUCAUGCAGUUUGUGCGGCGCCAGCAACUGCCCACACCACAUGAUCUCGCCCGUUCUUCAGCAUCAUCAGCAUCAUCAGGAACACCGGCUGCGCGAGUACCAGUUCUUCGCCCAAGGCCACCACCACCACCACCACCACUUUCCUCUUGAUCCUCAGGUGCCAUUCUGCGGGGGCGCAUUCACCAGCACUAUUAGCAAUGCAACGAUCAUGACUAUUGAUACAGAGAUGAUGGUGGGGGCUGCCCAUAAUCCGACGAUGCAGGAGAGACAGGCGAAGGUGAUGAGGUACAGGGAGAAGAGGAAGAGGCGGCGAUAUGACAAGCAAAUACGCUACGAGUCCAGAAAAGCUUACGCCGAGCUCAGGCCACGGGUCAAUGGCCGCUUUGUCAAGGUACCCGAAGCCGAUGUGUCUCCAUCACCCCCAGCUUCGCCCUAUGAUCCUAGUAAACUUAACCUCGAAUGGUUCCGGUAGUGUUUUAUCAAAGUAAAAUAAGUUGGUUAUUGAUUGAACGGUUGGAGGAGUUAUGUUAAUUGACUAUUUCAAAAGGUCAGCAGACCAAUCAAAGAAAAUUUAUUUAUUGAAACAAAUAUUAUUAUGCUUUAUGUUAAUUUAAGCAUGUAAUUUGAGGAGGCUAGCUACUUAUUAGAUGUGUAUUUAUUGUAUGCAACCGAUUUAA